AUGACGGCUGCUCCAGACGUGAAACUAAGGUUCGGCCUCGAAGUGGACGGAGGGGUCAGGACACAGCACGAAGGUCCGCAUGAUAGCAAGACGUACGACUUCGGAUGGCGAGUGUCUUGGACGACCUUCGAAGUGACACACGGCCCAGCCCUCGUCACCAUCUUGGACGAUCCAUACCAGACGAAAAUUGACAUGUGCAUUUUCGCCAGUCGCAAAGCCACAGGCAUAGACAUCGAAGAUCCGCUCUUCCCGAUCAGGGCAACUUUGGGUCAAAAGGUCAAGCGCACGUCGCACGAACGUCCGCCACCGACGCCAGCGCCCGGCCAGCGCCGUCCGCCCGACGUCGGUCUUGACAGCAGCACCCAUGGCCAUGAGUUGCCCACGCAUAGCGCGGAGCGCGACCUCCUUGAAUUCUGCCAUCCAACGUCUCCAAGAAGCGACGGCUCUCGGCCAGGACUUCGCUAUUGCGAGCUAGUACUGGCGCGACGACUCGGAGUGGGCGAACUACAUCUGCAGGGCCGCGUGAGGAUCACGGGCAUCGCAUAUGGAGAGCUGUACUUCGCGGAGGACGUCGAAACGAAGGGAGGCUGUGAGUUCGUGCUGAUCCUCGACGAUGGCGAAUCCUCCGAAUACAAAGCCUUCCAGCUCACAGACUGGUUGGCGCACACUCCGCGCGACAUCCUCCGCAAGAACCUCAAGUCCGGCGCGAACCCGACUCGCGGCAGGCUCACGCACAAGAUGCUCGCGCAAGGGCCGAUCAUGGUCCCCGGUGGCGAGGUGCGCAUCGCGGACAGCAUGAACUUCCCGGUGACGACCGUUAGCGCGGCGCACGCCGUCAUAAACCGCGGCGCGAGAUGCACUGGCACCCGUAUGCGGUGGUCGAUGUUCCUGAGCGGGAAGGCGAAGGUGACGGUGUUCACCGUGCAGGCGACGCGCACGUACAAUUUCGUCGCGAGCGACGUCAUGAUCGUCCCACACAACUGCAGGUACUACAUCGAGAACAUCGGGGGUGAGCCCAUCGAGAUGCUCGAGAUCUUCAAGGCGCCAAAGUUUGAGGAGUUCUCGCUGAACCGGUGGCUCGCGGUCACCUCGUCGCACCUCGUUCAGGCGCAUCUGAACGUCGGAGAAGAGUUUACGAAGGCCCUCGACAAAGGCCAUACUCCGAUUCGUGAUGGUCAUGUAGCACCGGACACGGGGUAUGCAGCGCGGAACGCCUCAGGGAAGCCCUCUGCGAAGCUCUGA
Messenger RNA from Fomitopsis serialis, 1242 nucleotides. Its product is annotated as RmlC-like cupin domain-containing protein. NCBI's taxonomy places the organism in Eukaryota, Fungi, Basidiomycota, Agaricomycetes, Polyporales, Fomitopsidaceae. The transcript has 8 exons. Bases 1 to 1242 code for a protein of 413 amino acids. The record is from RefSeq and is a predicted model, not a curated record.